AUGUCAGAUUCGGUGCCCACUCGCUCCAAACUCGCCCUGAAAGGAUCGUCACGAAUUGUGUCCGACUUUUUCGAGUACAGCAUUCAUAGCAUCCUGUAUCAGCGUGGCAUUUACCCACCCGAGGACUUCCAGACCGUGAGGAAAUACGGUCUCAACAUGCUUGUUCCCACAGACGACGAAUUGCAGUCUUACGUAAAGCAGAUCAUGAAACAGCUGCAUAAAUGGGUGUACGGAGGCUCUAUCUCGCGGCUCGUUUUGGCGAUUGUGUCGAAAGAAACGGGCGAGACGGUCGAAAAGUGGCAGUUCAACCUAGAUAUACAGAAGCCCGACACCGAGCAGACGGAAAGCAAAACGAACGAACAGAUCCAGCGAGAGAUCCAAGCAAUCAUCCGCCAGAUCACUGCGUCGGUGACAUUUCUGCCCGAGCUGGAGGACGAGUGCACGUUCAAUGUUCUUGUGUAUGCCGACCCUAAUUGCCGCGUUCCUGAAAAGUGGGGGGACUCGAGCGCACACGAGAUUACGGGUGCGACGGAGAGCGUCAAGUUCCGCAGCUUCAGUACCGCCAACCACCGCGUCGAUGCCCUUGUCGAGUACAAGCACGGAUGAUUUGCGUCGAUCGACGCACCGUUCCGAAAGAAGCAACUAAAUCCAUUUGCCAAAAAAAAAUCUCUCCACAAGCAGUCACCACCAUGAGCUUCAGCAACGCCUUUGGGGAUUCAUGCGGCGCGAACAACGCGCUCAACAAGUUCACACAACGAGCAAACGUGGACAACUCCCUCGCGAACCAGCUAAGGGCGAACAGCGACAGCCAGCGUUUGCAGGCUCAACCCCACCAGACGGUGGAUCAACAACUCGAGUCUGAGUACCGCGCUUUCCAACAACAAACGCCUUCGUACCAGGCGUCUUUCCAGACUCUGCCGACGCCCGCAUUUAUAGAGGAAAACCAGUGGGUCAACCACUUUCGCGAUAUGAACCUCCACGACACGCCGGGGGCCCAGCAUUUGCAACAAGUGCCGACUCAAUCUCUGCACUCACAGCAGUGGCGACACGAAUUUGCGCAGAGCCAACAACAGCAGCAGCAGCAGGAAACGGCAGACACGUAUUCCUCGGCCUUCCGAAUGCGCACGGGCGCACCGCAGCUUGCCACAUCGCUCGCACCGCAGGUCGUCUCUGCUGCGACUGUCCGGGAAGACUUUUCUGCUGUGGACGCUGCUUUCGACGAGCUGGAACACGAGAUGCACGACGAGAAGAUGGAAGAGCAGCAGGCGGAGCAGGUCAAACCGCAGAACGAGGACGAUAAGAUUAAGUUUGCCCAGCUGGCUCGGUCUGUCUUCCUAACGAUGUCGCAGCCUCCGGCAGAUAUAUCGAAGCAAACCAGCGACAAAUUCCAGAAAUCAAACUUUCUCAAGCUGAUGAACAGGAUCUCUACAAGAGAGGUGGAGAUGAACGAGGACAGAGACAGGUUCGUGGACGCCCAGGGCCGGGAUAUUCGCGACAUGCUUCCGGAUCCGUUGAAGGACAUAAAGGAAGAAGGGCUUGCUGGAAUGGGGCCUUUUGCAUCGGCACAGCAGGUGUAUUCGCAAAUGGGGGACGACCUGAGACCCAGCAUGUGGCAGUGAGCUGACGAGCGGCAUCGAUUUCGCUAUCCUACUUGUAUAAUUGCACAUGCCGUUCCACUGUUGUAGAUCGAGGGUGUCAGGGUGCGCUUUUACGGGCCGGCUUAGCUAAGCGUCCCUAAAACUAAUAUUUCCCACUUUGCGAAAAACCCCUUUUUCCCACACAAUGUUUGCUUGCAAUCAGUGCCCCAAGGCGUUCAAGCGCAAAGACCAUCUGAAACGUCACAUGGUGAAUCACAGCGAUACGAAACAUGUUUGUACACGUUGCGGUGCGCCCUUUCGCCGGUCAGAUUGCUUGAGUAAGUAGAUAAUUUAAUGUACUAAUUUUAAGAUCGUCAUCUGAAAAGACACAAGGAAAAAGACAUCGAGGCCGGCGGAGAGGGGCUCGGAGAGCUUGUGACAAGACGGAAGUUCUGGAGCCCUCAAGAAGGAUACACAAAACGCGUCAAAGGAGAAGAUAGUGGCAGCUCGCCGGACUCCACAGACACACGGCUCUUUUCGAAAAACGACAGCGACACAACAGAAGGCCACAAUUUUGAAGCUAUGCUAGAGCCAGAACUGCUCAAGCUCAGUCAUAAGUCCAGCAGUGUGUGGAAUAAAUACAAUUUUGAGAAUCCCAGGGUGGACUGCUCGAUGCCAGCCUUGGACCAGCCAACAGUGGAACGUGUCCAGCGGUUUGUCCGGGGCUUAUGUGAGACAGAAAAAAUGAUGUUUGAGACGGUUAAUUCCUGUGGAAUAUUGGAUUCGUCUUCCGUCCAAAGGUCAUUGGAGAACUUUUUCUCCGGCUUCAAUCUCACCUAUCCCUUGGUUCACGUGCAGAGUUUCACUACCGAAAGUAUUUAUUUGUUGACAAGCCUUAUUAUGGCAGGAUCUUGCGCAGAGUAUUCCAUAGCUACCAAGCUUGUUGCAAUUUUAGAAAAACGGCUUUUUGAGCUUCCAGGGCUUCUGGGGGGCAACCUAGAGCUAGUACAAUCCUUGAUUGUGUGCCAAUUUGUGAAACUGUUCUUUGGUGACAAGAUGCAACACGAGCAUGCGCUUGCUUUUAGUGGAGUGGUCACUCACAUUCUGCGUGAAAAUGGGUAUUUUGAGUGCCCCCCUGAGACAGCGAACUGGCACGAAUGGAUCGUAAGUGAAAGUCGAACCAGGGCUACAUUUCUUGCACUCCAACUCGACGUCCAGAAAAGCAUGCUUUUUGGUUGUGGAAGUACAAUGUCGGCUUCCGAGCUCCGUUGUAACAUGCCGUCUUCGUUCCAAUUGUGGAUGGCGUCGGCUGAAGAAUGGCUAACUCUCAGGCGCCGCUCAAGGCCAGUGACUUUCAAUGCGGCCCUGCAAGGGUACUUGAGUUCAAAGUAUACUCUGCUACUUACUGAUGGUCAUCAGAAACAGAUUUUGCUGCAUGGUAUACUGAGCGUUUUCCUGGACCAUCAAAAAUCAAGUCCUGGCUUCCACGAUAACAGCUGGAAAUUGCAGAUAUUGACGGCACUCGAGAAAUGGAGCGAUGAUUUCAGCAGGUGGCCUAGUUCCAUGAACGAAACCGUCAAAAACGAUCCGGUAUUCAUGCAGUUCACAACUUCGGUCGGAGCACUCUACCGGCACGCACAUUUGCUACUUUCAGCAAACCUCGCAUCGCCCAAGAAACUGCUGCCAAUAGGAGACUCCACCUUUGCAGACACAAGAACAGCGGUGUGGCACGCCUCGCAAAUGAUCAUUGAGGGAUAUCUGAACUUGGAUUACUGGCAAGCCGACGGCUGCUUCCACUACGAUUGGUGUCUUUACACGGCCGUUAUGGUAAUAUGGAAUCACUUCAAGGGUUCAGGUUCGACAGAUAUGGCCAAGGUUCUUCUCAAUCUUUCGCGAAGAACGCCCCAGGACAUCAUGGCCCCACCUAUUGAUUCCAAACCAAUUAUGGAGCACUUGCAAAAGAAAUUGGCACAAAGCUCUAGUCUUAUCUUAAAAAACGUGGCAAGGAAUAUGGGGUAGUUGAUGACUCAAGUUCACUCAACCCUCUUUGAAAACUGCUGGC
Ogataea polymorpha is the source of this 3639-nucleotide messenger RNA. RefSeq lists its product as uncharacterized. Gene Ontology annotation, molecular function: DNA-binding transcription factor activity, RNA polymerase II-specific; RNA polymerase II cis-regulatory region sequence-specific DNA binding; zinc ion binding. The record is from RefSeq and is a predicted model, not a curated record. Gene Ontology annotation, cellular component: chromatin. NCBI's taxonomy places the organism in Eukaryota, Fungi, Ascomycota, Pichiomycetes, Pichiales, Pichiaceae. Gene Ontology annotation, biological process: DNA-templated transcription; regulation of transcription by RNA polymerase II. Bases 2160 to 3596 code for a protein of 478 amino acids. The transcript has a single exon.